Molecule: messenger RNA, 6307 nt
Organism: Sinocyclocheilus anshuiensis
Lineage: Eukaryota; Metazoa; Chordata; Actinopteri; Cypriniformes; Cyprinidae
Product: eukaryotic translation initiation factor 4 gamma 1-like
Exons: 32
Coding region: 603-5075 (1490 amino acids)
Cellular component (GO): eukaryotic translation initiation factor 4F complex
Molecular function (GO): translation initiation factor activity; protein binding; mRNA binding
Source: RefSeq, a predicted model, not a curated record
AUUUGUACCCUUGGUGAAUGACCCUGCGGCGCUCAGGUUGAUUAACCCGGAAGUACCCACGCGGCACUCCGUCCGGUCUGCGGGCUCAAGGGGAGAAACGCUGAAGCACCAUGGCUCUGUUCUAAUCGCAUUUAUUAAGAGAAGUGUGAUCAAUUUACCGGCAAUCCGUCACCAUCCGCGCCUUAAAAAUGGACCCCCAGUCAAGAGGCUUGUCCUGGGGGCAUCAACGUUGUCAGUAGUAACAUCUGGAAACUGUAUUUAUUAUUUUUUCCCCCCAUACUGUCACUUUUUCUCGCCUUUGCACGCUAUAUGGGAUUUAAAUCUAAAGUGUCAGCAGCUAGCCAACACGUCUCACUUGAUUAACCCAAAUAUCCCUGUGGAAACCAAGACGCCCUCUGUUAGUAACAAAAAACAAACUUUCAAGAAACACGUUGACGAAGUCUUGCCCUCAAGUUUUCCCAUUUGUCUGCGGCGCCGGGGUGAAUUGCUAACACACUACACAAGGACUCACCCUGAGGGCUUUUCGAUACCCCAGAGAUUCAUAAUACUAAUUUAGAGUUUGGUAGGCAAGUGUGAGGCCCCCUCAUGCAGAACCACAGGAAAUGAAUAAACCACCUCAGCCUAUAACAGGACCCCCUGCCGUUCCCCACCCCGCCCAAUCGCCAGGACUGACACAGGCUGCCUAUCCCCCAGGUCAGCCUCCCUCUGUUGUUUUUCCCGGGCCAUCUCCACAAAUGAACACUGUACCGCAACCCAGACAGUUUGUGCCAGGGCCUCGUGCUUUACACCAACAGGGUGGAUUCAGGUCACUGCAGCCGUACUACCCUAACCGGCCCAACAUGCAAGGCAGUGCCCCUCGGGUCCCACCCAGCAGCACCCCCCGGUCUGUUGCACCCACUCAUGUCUACCAACCUACCUCACAGGUUAUGAUGAUUCCCCAGCAACAGUUGCAAUUCGCCAACACUCAGGGCCAUGCCAUUUUCCUACACGGACAGUACCGCACCCCCUACAUGCAGCCAACGCAGCAGUACUCUGCAGGCUUUUACCCUGGAAGCAGUCCAGCUGAAUACGGUACAUAUGAUCCCUCUCUGGCAGGGAGGGAGAGGCAGGGGGGUGGGGGAAGAGGUGCAGGUAGAGAGAACGGACGUCUCUCGCUGCACGGAGCUCCUCUCACCUCCCAGCGCUAUCCUGCGGCUGCCUAUUAUCCUGCAACACAGCAGUACCCAACCUCAGUGUCCGCCACGUCUGUCAUGAUGCCCGCUCAACAGCAACCAGCUCCACCUCCACAGCAAGCUCCACCUCUGCAGUCAGGACCAGUCAAACCGAGAGAGCGCAAACAGAUCAGAAUACGUGACCCCAACCAGGGUGGACGUGACAUCACAGAAGAGAUCAUGUCUGGUGGGAGAGCGACCUCCACACCCACUCCUCCACAGACUGCUGGUCCAGAGGUGGGAGGUCCUGUCCAGACCAAUGGUGAAAGUGUUCCACCUGUUGCUGCUGUGAUCAGAGCUGAUGAUCAAGUGAAGUCCAUGUCUCCUCCUCCAGCUGUGUCCACCCCUCCUCCAUCAAAGACAUCAGAGCAAGCCCCAGUUGCAUCUUCAGCAGCUGAUUCUAAACCUGUGCCAGAGAUCAGACCUGCUUCACCUGUGAGCAAGAUUCCCAUUCCUCCAGAAGAAGACCCAGCGAUAUCCCCAGCGCUCACACCUUCUCCUCCUCCAGCAAGCAAUCCCCAACUUUCAAAGCCUCAAACUGGUGACAGUGUGGAUGCUCCAGUACUCCCUGAUGCCCCAGUUCAAAAGAAGGAGCCUGAGGAUGCCCCUCAAGUGGAGCCAACUUCUACUGGGGUUGAGAAAGAGGAGUCAGAGGUAGCCAAAGAGAAAGAGCCUGAACCUGUGGCCGAAACGGAGGCUGCAUCUGAUGUAUCUAGCCCGAUUGCUAUCAUCUCCACCCCUGUGGAGCCUCCUCCUGCUGUAGUUAAUGAUGGUGACAUUGCUUCUGAGGACACCGCCCCUCUAUCCACGGAGACACCCAUUCUGGAGCCAGUCGUUGAUGAGCCAAAGGAACAGCCUUUGCUUAACGGUUUGCCUGAGGACUCUGCAGAGGCUCCAGUAGUGAAGCCAGAGAGCUCCACUAAUCCAGUUGCUGAACAAGUGGUUCCUCAAGUCCAACAGAGCUGCCUUAUGGCUGCAGAAGCACCUGUAGAGGAAGCAGAGAAGGAGAAAGCAGAGGAGACGCCUGCCCCUGUAACAGUCUGCCCUGUUGAGGAAAUGACUAUGCAAGCUGCCGUGACAACAGUGCCAAAGAAGAAAAAGAAGAUCAAGGAUCUGAAUAAGAAAGAUGUCGGAGAUGUCCUAGAUGCCUUCAAAGAGCCUGAGGAGGAAAAGCCUGCUCCUGAGCCAGAGGUUGCUCAGAAAGAGCCUUCCCCUGCUCCAACCCCUGCCCCACCAGCUGAAGAGUUGGACGAAACAUGGGAGGACAAAGAGGACAAGCUUGAUCCAGAAAAUAUUGAGCCUGAGGCGUCUAAACCUGUGGAACAGAAGUAUCAAUAUAAAGAAGAGCAAUGGAAGCCCAUCAACCCAGAGGAGAAGAAACAAUAUGAUCGAGAAUUCCUGCUUGGCUUCCAGUUCAUUGGUGCAAGCAUGCACAAGCCAGAGGGUUUGCCGCAAUGUUUGCUUUUCCAGCUUAAAGUCCCCACUUCAGACAAACCGGGAGUCACUGUGAAUUUCCGUAAACUACUACUCAAUCGUUGUCAGAAGGAGUUUGAAAAGGACCAGGAUGAUGACGAGAUCUUUGAGCAGAAACAGAAAGAGCUGGAUGCUGCUGCUGAGGAAGAGGAGCGUCAGCGCCUGAAGGAGGAGCUGGAGGAAGCCAAGGACAAGGCACGUAGACGGUCGCUUGGAAACAUCAAGUUCAUCGGAGAGCUGUUCAAGCUGAAAAUGCUGACAGAACCCAUCAUGCAUGACUGCAUUGUCAAGCUCUUGAAGAACCAUGAUGAGGAGAGCUUAGAGUGCCUCUGCCGGCUGUUCUCCACUAUCGGAAAAGAUCUAGACUUUGAGAAAGCUAAGCCUCGAAUGGAUCAGUACUUCCACCAAAUGGAGAAGAUAAUUAAAGAUAGGAAGAUGUCUUCUAGAAUCCGCUUCAUGCUUCAGGAUGUUUUAGACCUCCGAAAGAACAACUGGGUGCCCAGAAGAGGAGAUCAGGGUCCCAAAACCAUUGAUCAGAUCCAUAAAGAGGCAGAACUGGAAGAACAUAGAGAGCAUAUCAAAGUACAGCAACAGCUGCUGUCUAAGAAAGACUCCAGUCAGGGUCGAGGGGGCCGUGGUGGGCCUCACUCCUCUGGGGGCCGUGGUAGCCAGACCCAAGAUGAGGGCUGGAACAUAGUGCCUAUUACCACUAAGAACAGACCGAUUGACACCAGCCGCCUCAGUAAAAUUACUAAGCCUGGUGAUUUCAACAACCAGCUGCUGGCCCCGGGAGGAAAGGGCUCAUGGGGUAGCUGGGGCAAAGGGAGCAGUGGAGGCACAGGAGCCAAGUCCACUGGAGAUCAAGACCAGGGGAGACCGGCCACUAGCACGCUCAACCGCUUCUCUGCAUUGCAGCAGUCUGGACCCCCUUCAUCAUCAUCCUCCUCCUCACUUGACUCUGAUCGUAGAGUGCCUCAAAGGAACAGCUCCAGUAGAGACCGUAGCGAUAGAGAUCGCGGUGACCGAGACCGGGAUCGCUUUGACCGAUUCGAUAGUAGGCGGGAAGACAGGGACCGAGGCCUCGACAGACCCCGUCAGGCCAUCACCAAACGCAGCUUCAGCCGUGAAAAUGAGGAGCGCAGAGGUGGCGACAGCCGUGGGCCACUGGAUUCUGUACGCCGUGUGGCCAGCAUGACGGAGAACCGUGAUCGAGGCAGUCGAGAGCGUGAUAGAAGCAAGGAGACAGUGAAGCCAAUGUCGGCUCCUGCUCCACCACCACCUGUUCAAGCCAAACCCGCCCUGAGCAAGGAAGAGCUGGACAAGAAAUCCAAAUCAAUCAUUGAAGAGUAUCUCCACAUCAACGACAUGAAGGAGGCGUUGCAGUGUGUGCAGGAGCUGAACAGCGCCUCUCUGCUCUUUGUGUUUGUACGGAACGGUGUAGAGUCCACACUAGAGCGCAGCACCAUCGCUAGAGAGCAUGUGGGCCUGCUGUUUCAGAUGCUUGUUAGUGCUAGAAUAUUACCUCCUGAGCAGUACUACAAGGGACUGCAGGAGAUUCUGGAUAUAGCAGAUGACAUGAGCAUUGACAUUCCUCAUAUUUGGCUCUACUUGGCUGAGAUCAUCACACCCAUGUUGCAAGAGGGAGGCAUCCCCAUGGGCCAGCUCUUCAGGGAAGUGUCCAAACCUCUUCUCCCUAUGGGCAAAGCAGCAAACUUGCUUGUUGAAAUAUUUAACCUUCUCUGCAAAGGACUGAGCCACAAAAAAGCUGGAGUUAUGUGGUUGGAGGCAGGACUCAGCUGGAAAGACUUUCUGCCUGAAGAUGAGGAUGUCAAUAAGUUUGUUACAGAGCAGAAAAUGGAGUUCACUCUGGGUGAGGAGUCUGAGAAACCCAGUAAGAAGGAGCUGACUGCUGAGGAGCUGAGUAAACAUUUGGACAGGUUGUUACAGGAAAAAGCCAACAACCAGAGGAUCUAUGGCUGGGUAGAGGCCAACCUAGAUGAGCAGAAGAUGAGCUCCAAUCAGUUUGUGCGGGCCCUGAUGAUGUCUGUGUGUCAGUCUGCCAUUAUAUGUGAGAACCCCUACAAGGUGGAUGUGGAGCAGAUUACCCAAAGGGCCAAGCUGCUGCAGAAGUACCUCUCUGAUGAAACGAAGGAGCUGCAGGCACUCUAUGCUCUCCAGGCUCUCAUGGUGCAGAUGGAGCAACCUGCCAAUUUACUGCGCAUGUUUUUCGACGCGUUGUACGAUGAGGACGUGAUUAAAGAGGAAGCCUUCUACAAAUGGGAGUCCAGCAAAGACCCGGCGGAGCAGCUGGGGAAGGGUGUGGCCCUGAAGUCUGUCACUGCCUUCUUCACCUGGUUACGGGAGGCCGAGUCCGAAUCGGACAACAGCUAAUCCUGAACUUUGCUAGCCCAGGUAGCACUGGAAAGAAUCCGCUGCCAGGGACUAAUGAGAGGAGGAUGUCUGACAACCAAGUUGAACUUGAUCCUCGUAAAGCCAAUCUUAUCUGUUCGGGGUGGCUCUUGACAGAUAUAAACUACAAUCAUUUCUCAGUCAUUUAUUUUGCUCUCUAUAUCUAUUGUGGUUAAUGUCCACCAAAAAACAAUAAAAAAAAACAAAAACAAAUCUGCAGGACUGCUUAAAACGUGUUACCAAUUCAUCGUCAUUUAUUUUUAACGAGAAAUUCUUGGGGAAAAAAGUACAAACCAACGCUGCUCUUACAUGUUAAUAUAGAUUUAUAUGCAAUGUGGUAUAUGACGGAACAGACAUGCAUAUAUAUUGUGUAGAGGGCGUGAUGGCGAUCAUGUCUUUUAGGUUUGUAAUGUCGGAUCAAACACGGAGCUCUUACCGGUGUUUUCUUUCGUGUGCGUGCGAGAGUCGUUGUUUUUAAAUCCACAGAGACUGAUACACGAGCGUAGUAUUUGAUGAAUUCUCUAAGUGACGAAUGAAAUUUGAGUAGCAUUUGUAUUUCGCUCUUUAUUUGCUUCCUGUAUCCUUUAGAAAAGGGUGAACCUGUUGAACUUCAGGAUGAUGGUCUUGGAUGGACUUUGACCUUUUUUGACCUUAGUGCUGCUGGAUGAGGAGGGGGUCCAACAUGCUUCCUACUAAGCCAUCCUUGUCCUGCUUCCUAGCCCACACUUUUGCGUCUUACCUCUCUUGAAGAACUGAUGGGGGACUUUGUGGAAGCCCCACUUGAGCAAGCCUGCGGUGGAAUUUUAAGAGAAAUCAUUAAAACUUGAAGCAUAUAGAAAAAUCAACUUGAUGAAAUGACAGUAAUGAUCCUAAAGCCUUUUCUACUUGCAAAGUGGAAACACAUUUCAGGAGCAUUCUGUACAUGCAUAUGGAAAUUUUUUUUUGUUUGUUUUAUUUUCAGAAAUUAAAAGUUAAAAAAUUGAUGUAAUGCCAUUUAUUUUUUCCAACAGAAAUGGCAGUUUCCCUGUAUUUAAGAUUUGUUUUCUUCCAGAUGGUAAGAGGUGCUUACAAUGAUCCAUUGAUUUAGUUUUAUUGAAAAAAAGUGUAAAUAUUUUUUUUUUGCGCUCUUUAUUAUUUAAGGAAUGAAAUGCUUUCACAUCAAACUGGAAAACGUUGGAGAUGAAACAUUGCAAAUAAUAAAAGAUUAUCAAGUU